AUCGUGGACGGAGGCAUUAUGACUCAGAAAGAUCUGGGAGAAGCGUUAAUUGACAGCGCGCGCCCUCGCGGUCUGGAAGAAGCGCUCCGGGCCGGCGUGCCGCCAAUGCAAGACUUGCUGCUCCUGCUCCUCCUGCUGCUGCUCGCCUUCCAGGCGGUGAAGUUUCUGGUCUUCGAGUGGUGGCGACGGAGGAGGCUGGAACCGCCGGGCCCUUUCCCGUGGCCCCUUCUGGGCAACGCCGCUCAACUGGGCCGCGCCCCUCACCUAGCUUUCGGGCGCCUGGCGGCUACCUACGGCAGCGUUUUCCAGCUGCGGCUCGGCAGAUGGCCAGUGGUAGUGCUGAGCGGCGAGCGCGCCAUUCGCGAGGCCCUCAUCCGCCAAGGGGCCGCCUUCGCGGGAAGGCCUCCUUUCCCUUCUUUUCAGCUGGUAUCCGGCGGACGCAGCUUGGCCUUCGGAGGCUACUCCGAGCUGUGGAAACUGCAGAGGCGUUUGGCGCACUCGACCUUGCGCGCUUUCUCGGCGCGCCGCCUCCUGGAGCAGCCCUUGCUGGCUGAGGCGCGCGCUGUGGUGCGUCUCCUGGUGAGCGCUUGCGCCGGCGGCGCCUUCGUAGAUCCGUCUCGGAGCCUGGUGGUGGCCGUGGCGAACGUCAUGAGCGCGCUUUGUUUCGGCCGCCGCUACAGCCACACUGACGUCGAGUUCCGGCGGCUGGUGGGUCGAAACGAGCAGUUCGGGCGCACCGUGGGCGCCGGGAGCGUGGUUGACGCGCUACCCUGGCUGCAGCGCUUUCCCAACCCCGUGCGCUCGACUUUCCGCGCUUUCCGCGCCCUCAAUCACGAGUUUUACAGCUUCGUCCGCCAGAAGUUUCUCUGGCAUCGGAACAGCCUCCGGCCGGGAGACCCUCUACGCGAUCUGAUGGACGCCUUCAUCCGCCUGCAGCAAACGCAACCUGGCUUGCCUCUGGAGCAUGUGCCGGCUACCGUCACUGACAUCUUCGGCGCCAGCCAGGAUACUCUCUCUACAGCCCUGCAGUGGCUCUUGAUCUUCCUCAUCAGGUAUCCUGAGGUACAAACUAAACUUCAAGAAGAAAUAGACAAAGUCGUUGGCCGGAACCGCCUGCCCUGUGCUGAGGAUCAGCCCCAUUUGCCUUCUGUCAUGGCUUUCCUAUAUGAAUCUAUGCGUUUCAGUAGCUUUGUGCCAGUUACCAUUCCUCAUUUCACCACAGCCGAUACCAUCUUGAUGGGCUACCACAUACCCAAAGACACAGUGGUCUUCAUUAAUCAGUGGUCAGUGAACCACGAUCCAGUGAAAUGGCCUGCCCCAGAAGUUUUCAAUCCAGCAAGAUUCCUGGAUGAGAAUGGAUUCCUGAACAAAGACCUUGCUAGCAGUGUGCUGAUUUUUUCAGUGGGCAAACGAAGGUGCAUUGGAGAGGAGUUAUCCAAAGUGCAACUCUUUCUCUUUACUGCCGUCUUGGUCCACCAGUGCAAUUUCAGUGCUAAUCCAAAGGAAGAUUCUAAAAUGGAUUUCACUUAUGGCUUGACUGUUAAACCAAAGCCAUUUACACUCAGUGUCACACUUCGAGAUAGCAUGGAUUUGCUGGAUAAUGCUGUCCAGGGACUUCAGGCAGAAAAUGCAACUGAACAUUGCUUGUUUAAUACAUGAAUGCUUAGGUUUUAAUGUUGUCUGUAAUGCUAUGUAAGGAUUAUAUUUCUCCCCUCUUUUUUUUUAAAUGAAGCACUUAGGUAUACAAUGUGUUUUAGAGAGAUGCUAGGAAGAAACGAAGUAAGACAAUGUAUGAGUAAGCAUGGUGUAUUUUGCAAAGUGAUGUUUUACUUACCUCAGCAAAUCUUGCCAACCAUUUUCCAUAGUGUGAAUUUAAUCAUUAGUUUGCUUCCCUAAUUAUACUGUGGUGUUCCUAUACUUCGUUCACUUAUCUUUUUACUAGCCACCCACCCAAUUCCUUCAUUACACAGUUCUCCUGUAUUUUCUUUGUCUUUUUCAGGGAGGGGUAUAUUUCUCUAACAACAUUCUGUCCAGAAAAUGACAUGUUAAUGCUGAAGACAAAUAGUUUAAUCAAUAGAUUACAAAAUAGUACCUACUGUCAAGAUAAUGCACAUAAGCGCUAAGUGUCAGAUGGCUGGUUAGCUAACUUUUCAACCAACAGUUGAAUUGUCAGAUCCACUGUGUUAGGGGACAAAUUAAAAAAAAUGUAGGGAAUCAACUUCUGUAGUUGAGUGUCUUCCAGCUGUUAGGGCUCUCAGAAUUCUCAAUAUAUUGGUUUCAAAUGGUAAGAGCAAUGCAUAUUACUCCUAGAAGAUACCCAUCUGAAACCUUAAAUUUCAAUUCUGUUUUUUUAAAGAACCUACACUCACUUUCAGCAUUGACAUCUGCUAAAGCAGCUCUAGCUAAUAUAUUGUCAUAGGCUUGUAGUUGUAUUCCUAGUGCUCAACAAAUGUUGAAAUUCAAAUAGGAUUUUUUGUUUUUGUUGCUCAUACGGUAACUUUAAAAACAAAUUCAGAAAUGCUAAAUUUAACUAAAUGGGUGCAUUGCACUCCAUGUGCAUAACUUAUUGAUAAGAGAUGAUGCAUUUAGUAAUACAAAUUAUUUUUAUCCUUCUCAUACAUAUUUUCAAGGUAUUCCACAUAACCAGAUAUUAUUUGUAGUUCAGUCAGCAUUUAUAAAUCAGUUAAUUUAUCUGGGUUUCUUUAGUUAAGUGCUUUCUUAAGAAAUUCAUUUCUUUUCAGAAAUAGAACAAGCUGUCCUUGAUCAAAAUAUACCUAGAAAUAAUAGGGGAGGGGGAAUGGAUUGUUUGUGUUUUAAAUUAAUUGAAUGGAAAGUUGAAAGCUCUGUGAAUUUUACUGAUGAAAUCAGUAAAGAGGCAAAGUUCAAAGUUGUGAUCUUUCAUUUAAAAAGGCUCUUAGUUUAAAAAAAAGUAACAGCUUACAGUCGUUCUGUAUCUUGUAUACAGUUUGAGCGAUGGAAGAUUGGGAUGCCCAGAUCCCUUUGAGUUGACUGUCCUCCAUUGACCCCAUGUGAAUUUGUCACAAAGUCAUUAUUUUCCAGGUCAUCUAAGCCAAACUACCACAAACUAUCUCCUCUCCUAAGACAACCUGAGAACGGAACAUGGAAGUUUGGAAGUUGUCUAGGUUGGACAACUUGACCUCAGAUUUUCCAAAGUGAGUGUUCUAUGUAUGUGUAAACUACUAUUUGAGACAAUACCACCCGUGUUAGGAAAAUGAGGGCUGAACACAUCAUGCUUCUGAUUUACCACAGUUGUCAUAUUCCAUACAGUUUUAUCCAUAUCUACAUAACCUGAUGACUUGUGCUGAAGUAUAUUUUUCAGCAGCCCCAAGUGGCCAAUAGUAAUAGAUGCAAGAAGAACAUGAAGUGCCACAAGUUGCCUGUCCCAAGUAAAGAUUCUCAUGCAAUAUUGCCAAACAAUGUUCUGGAUUACCUUACAGGUUCAAGAUCUUAUCAAGUCUUAUCAGGGCAAUCUGACAAGUAUCAAAUUUGGUUUUGAGCAAAACACCCACAGCGAAUAAUAAUGUAGUGCCUUGCUUCUGUUUUUAGAUGUCCCAUAUAGAGCACUCAAACCUGCUUCAAAUCUGCUAAAAAAUGAAGUUUCAAAAAUCAUCCAGCUGUAUACAUUGGAAAAUGAAACAAUGGGUUUAUUAUUUACAGUGCAUUAUAUUGGCCUUUCCCAUUCUGAUAACCCUGCGUAGGUGUUAGAUUCAAUUUCCAUAAUACUCUGUCAGCAUGGCCUUUAAUCAUACCGGGAUAUUAGUUCAAUCCCUGAAAAGCAAGCUGUAUUCUAGAAAGCUAUAUUAUGUAAUCCUGCAGCUGUAUAGACCAAUGCAUUUGCCUGUGCAUUCUAUUUCUAAAAUUCAAAACAGCAAUAAACUCAUGCAUUCCUAUACUUAAGAAUUCUUAAUUUCAUAAUUAACUUUGAGAGAGAAAGCAUAGAGUUUACAAACAAAUUUAGAAAGAUGAUAUCAAUUAUUUCAUAAUCUACAACAAAUUAAAUUUGUUCUUACAGAACUUGGCCAGCGUCUGUGAAACCCUGUAUGAUUAUAAAUUUAUUAAUCUCAGGUCAACAUAGGAUUGAACAUGGGGUAAUAUUUUUAGUUAUGUAAAGAUGGUUUGUAACUGCAUGAUGUGUACGUUUAUGAAUAUGCAUAUAUAUUACAGAAUGUAAUAUUUCAACAUCACACUCACUGACUUUCUUUUAACAAAUGGCUGUAAUUUUGUUUAUUCAACUUCCCCAAAACCUUUAAAAUAUAUCAGACUGAUAAAACAGCAGGUAUAUAUGCCAACAGAAUUCAGUUACAUACAUAUCUUUUAAAAUGUUUAAAUCCUAUUGGACUUGAUCCAAUAUGCAUAAUGAUCAGUUCCAAUCUGGGUUGGUCACCACAACAAGAAGUUUAGUUUUCCGAGAUUUCAAGACUCCUCAGGGGAACUUCUCUCUCACCAGAAUGUGUUACAGUAAUGUGUCACGUUCUGUUAGAGAGAAGUUCCCUGAGGAAGGGCACCAACACAGGUCUUGAAAUCUCAGAAAACUAAAUCUCUUGUCCUGGUGAUCAGCCCAGAUUGAAUCUUGCAACAUUAUGCUGGGA
Messenger RNA from Pseudonaja textilis, 4610 nucleotides. RefSeq names its product cytochrome P450 family 1 subfamily B member 1 (gene CYP1B1). Gene Ontology annotation, molecular function: iron ion binding; heme binding; steroid 17-alpha-monooxygenase activity. The record is from RefSeq and is a predicted model, not a curated record. Gene Ontology annotation, biological process: hormone biosynthetic process; progesterone metabolic process. Lineage: Eukaryota; Metazoa; Chordata; Lepidosauria; Squamata; Elapidae.